Messenger RNA from Dujonia railenensis, 489 nucleotides. The record is from the annotation of a GenBank genome assembly. Lineage: Eukaryota; Fungi; Ascomycota; Pichiomycetes; Serinales; Debaryomycetaceae.
AUGGGUGCUUGGGGCCAUAAUCUCCUUGAUAACGAUACUGCAUGCGACACAUUUGCAAGAUUGACAGAUCCUAAGGCAGAAGCUCCAGUUGCAGAAAUAUUCCACACAAUUGAAGAAUAUUCCAAUCCAGACACAUUUUCAGGAUAUAUCGAAGAUGAUGAAGUAAAUGAAAUUUUAGUUUGCAUACUAUUGGUCGUUGGCUUCACUGAUAAGACGUUGAUUGAAGUAAGAACAGAUAAAAGCAUCAAUAAGUAUUUUACUGAUAAAAUAUCAAAAUUCCUUAAACAACACCAAAAGACAUUCGAUGAUUCUGUAAAAGUAGAUUACUAUGAAAAAUCAGAGAAGCUUUUUGAGAGAAUACUUGAUGUAGAAAAAUCCGAAACUUACGAAUUAUGGAAUGAAGCUGGUGGAGAAGAUUGCAAAUCUUGGGUGGAAAUGGUCACUAAAAUUAGAGAGGAUCUUGUUAAGGUGACUCCUCAAUCGAUUUAA